AAACAAACCAGAGAGGAAGACGGCGUGGAUUGAGAAGAAAUGACAUUAAGUUUUCCUAAAGACGGAUAAAAUUGGAAUUACAACCUUUUUUGUACUAGUAUAUGGGUAGCUUAAAGACAACAGUCCAGUGAGGAGGACAACUCAGCCACACAUAAAUGUGCUGCUAAAGCCUCCAUAUUGAAAACAAGAACUUUUUUUUUUUUUUCCCUUUCUUUUUUUUUUUUUUUUUUUUUAAUGCUUAAAAUUAAAUUUUCUUCAGAGAUUGACAAAAAGAUAGGGCGACUGAGACGGGGGAGGUGGCAGAAAAGUUUCCGUCAAGGAACUGAAGAUCUGUGCUCUGCAAUGCCUCAGCCCAGCAUUAGCGGAAUGGAUCCUCCCUUUGGGGAUGCCUUUCAAAACUGCUCUUUUACUGACCAGGCACUGACCAGCACGGACCUGUUGGCUAACAGUUCUGACCCAGAUUUCAUGUAUGAACUGGAUCGGGACAUGACUUGUCGCCAGAGCCCUAGAGGAGAUAUUUUCACAGUCGGAGACUGCAAAGACUUGGACAGCAUGGAUCAUCUACCUGAGCUGGUAGACAAUGACCCUGCUUACAGCUCAAACUUUGAGCAGUGGGACACAUACUGGGAGGACUUGACUAAGUACACUCGCCUCACCAGUUGUGAUAUCUGGGGCACCAAGGAAGUUGAUUUCUUGGGCCUUGAUGACUUUUCCAGCCCUUACCAGGAUGAGGAGGUGAUAGGUCGAACACCCACCCUGGCCCAGCUCAACAGUGAGGACUCGCAGCCAGUUUGUGACACUCUUUACCAUCCGGACUUGCUGGUGGGUCAAAAGCAGCUUUUGUUUCCACCUCCCACCAUGGCCAAGAAGACCAACAAACUCAGCAGCUCUGCAACCAGCGCUUCAUCGAGCCGCAACCCUCUGCCUGACUUCCCCGAGGGAUCCCAGAAAGCUACCUGGCCUGUUCCCUCCAGCACUGACACAAUGGCCAGGGCCCAGCUUCAAGGCCCUAGCAAAGCCUCGCCCGCACUUCUGGACAACAUGGAUUACGUUCGCAAAGCCAAGGUACGCAUCAGCGGACCACGAAAACCUAUAGUAGAGAGCUCCACCCAAAUUAGCGUUUCUGCCUCCCCUCUUAUCCAGGAGCACAAAACGUCAGCUUCGCAGGUCAGCGAGGACCCUGCCGUCGUCGCUGCUAAUACAGCAUCCUCCGUUAGCUGCGAAAAGAGACUGGAGCCUCCUAAACGAGAUGCACCGACUUGUCCCGGUCCAGAAAUAGGGACCCUGAGGACGGUGCCACACAAACUCCCCUUCUCUGCAGAAACCUUGCUCACCGUGAGUGCCCUUGGAUCCGACACGUCUGCCGCUGACAAAAAAAAGGAGGAAGAGCACAACUACUCGUUAUUCCUAACCAGGGCCAGGCUUGCAGGGAAGGCGACUGCUGACAUGGAAGAGGAGGAAGAAGAGGAAGAAGAAGGCGAGGAAGAGGAAGAAGAGGAGGAGGGAGAGGGAUUGGAUCUAGACGACGAAGACCAUGACGAAGGGUUUGGCAGUGAACAUGAGCUUUCGGAGAAUGAAGAGGAAGAGGAGGAAGAGGAGGAUGAAGAUUACGAGGGCGACAAAGACGACUACGUUAGUGAUGCGUUCUCAGAGCAAGGAUGCGACACUGAUAUGGUUGAUGAUGUCAAAGGUCUGACGGCUGGAAUUUCCAGAAAGAGGGGAAAACGUCGAUACUUUUGGGAGUAUAGCGAGCAGCUCAUCCCAUCCAAACAGGAGCGCAUGCUGAAGCCCUCCGAAUGGGACCGAGACACACUUCCCAGCAACAUGUACCAAAAGAAUGGCCUGCACCAUGGAAAAUACACACUGAAGAAGUCACGGCGGACGGAUGUGGAAGAUCUUACUCCAAACCCUCGAAAGCUACUUCAGAUUGGCAACGAACUGCGGAAACUCAAUAAAGUCAUUAGUGACCUGACGCCGGUUAGUGAGUUACCUCUAACCGCUCGACCUCGGUCUCGAAAGGAGAAGAACAAGCUUGCAUCCAGGGCCUGCAGGCUCAAAAAGAAAGCUCAGUACGAAGCCAACAAAGUCAAGUUAUGGGGCCUUGGAACUGAAUAUGAUCGUUUGCUGUUUGUGAUCAAUGCAAUCAAAGAACAGAUAGUCAGCAGAGUACAGGAUAUCUCGCAUGACAAAGGAACAAGCAUGACCGAGAAGCUGGAUAAACUCAUUGAGGAUACCUUAGUGCAGCCACCAGUUGCCGGCCAGACUUCAGACUUUGUGAAUCAGAUCCUGGAGAACACUGGGAAAGGAGAUCCCACCGGAGGGCUGGUGGGGUUGCGCGUGCCCACGUCGAAGGUGUAGAGUCACACCUCGGAGCCCACGCGAAGCCAUCCGCGCCAUUCUUGUCCCACACUGUAACGGCCCGACACUCUGCAUGCCCAUUUCACUUGGAGACGCAUCCUCACAUUUAAAGUGAAUACAUGCAUACGAUACCCGCUUGUCCGUGCAUACGUAUGUGUAUAUUCACCUCGUGCGCACCAAUGGAAAUGAAACUAGUAGUUAACCUUUGCACUCAGUAGUCUGUUUCCUACCAUGUGUGCAUGUGGCUGGUAUCGAUCAACAGGCCGCCAUGUUGCAAAUAUUAAAAGCCAAUAUACGAGAUACCUCCAACAACCGAGAAAAAGAGAGAAAAAAGCUAAACAAUGAGCACCAGUUCUUGCUGUAGCCAUUUUCCUCUUGCGUCCAGCUAAAUCCAGUCAAAUGCCCAUUGAGAGUUUUGGGAAGCAGAGGCGUACUCUGCAGAGAAACUACGAAGGCAUUAGAUCCUUUGAUUUAGCGGUCAAAAAGGUGUAAAUGCAGACUUUCUGAAUUUUGGAUCACGGCGUGUACGAUUUCACCCUCGUUAGGCCUACUUUAUACACUUAUUAAUCUCUCAGCUGAGGGCAUAAGUGUUCGGGGGAAUUCCUGUUCGAAGCAAUUGUUUGACGAUCAAUUGAGAUGCACCAACUACAAUGCGAAGGAACACAAAUACCGAUGUUUAAAGCGAAGUUACUGAUGUUCGGUGUGUAUAUAUGUAGAGCAGGGAUGUUUCAAGAGAGUAGCACGUGAGGAAGCGGGCCUCGAAUGCCCUUUCCCACAGAUUUGCGAUCGUCUCAGGUUGGAAAGAGAGAGAGAGAGAGAGAGAGAGAGAGAGAGUGUGUGAGGGUUUUUUUUUUUCUUCUCCUUUCUUUGACUUGGUCAGAUGGUCAGUUAUAUCCCUUAUUGUAAAUAGGUAGGUUGAUUAUUAUCCACUGGUGAAUCUUUUCCUUUCUACACUUUGGUUGAAGUGCCCUCACGUCAAAUCACCUUUGAUGUUGUUUUGCAAAUUCUCAGCGAAAGAGGCUUUAAAAGCUGAAUCCCAGACUGGGUUUUGUUUAUAUUUGUACUUUAUACAAGUAAGAUUCAUUGUGCCUUGUAAUCGCGGAGUUGAGGAAAAAUAAAACUCAAUGGAGAGCGCAAAUGGACCAUUUCGCAGAAAGCAAGAAGUCGAAGGGGGUCAGUGGUGGGGGGAGGUUUGUAAUGUAUUUCAGCUCUUUAAAGAUACUCUGAAUGUACAUAGGAACAUGGAAAAUAUAGAUAUAUGCCACAGAGUCUGUGCUUUGUAUCAUAAGAUGGCUCUGGCAAAUGUACUUUUUCUGGUACUUCGUUUAAGAGGGGAUGGGGGGUGGGCGGUGUCGUGAUAUAAGAAAUAUUCACAUAUAUAUAUAUAUAUAAAAAAAAAAAAAAAUGAUAUUUGCACACUAUAUUUUGAUUGUUUUGUUUUUUGUACCAAAGACACAUGCAACUUAAAAUGGCAACUAGCCAGUCUAAGUAAGGUUUUGCACAGCUUACCUGACACCGUAUUGAAUGUAGGAAAAAAUGGUAGGGUCAGGGAUUUCUAAUGAACUGUGAAAUUUGCUUGGGUCCAAUUCUCUGCAGAAAGAAGCGUUCAUUUGCAUCCUCGUCGAAUUUUGUACUGUUCCUUUUGUUCUCAUAUAUAUAUUUGUACCGCCACCGAAGUUUUGUUGCGUAUUUAAAAGACGAGCUAUAAAGUCAGUGGAGAUGCUUCUAUUUUGCCCAUAGAAGAUAUUAUCACAAAACCAAAAGGUUUACUAUUCUUAAGAGUCGUAGAGGAGAGCGCGUAUACAAAAAAAAUGAUACAUGUCAUUGUCUUGUAUAGAGUUUGGAUACGCAUUAAUCCGUGCACACAUUUAGAUGCCACCUUCUGAAAUGCUAUGUUACUCGGCAUGAAACAUUUCUAUGCUUGUCUUCUUACUCUGAGUAUUGUUGAAAGAAAAAUUGAAUUGCGUAUAUUUUUGUAGAGAUUGCCUUUAUAUUUUCUUUCUGUGCUACCCACAGAUCUCUCUCGGAAAGUUCUGAAAUGUUUUCGAAAGCACUUACCUUGCUAAAGGAAAUCAGACUAUCCUUGGCAAAUUGUCAGUUAAAACGCUCUUUUAAAAUUGUAUUUAACACAAUCUUAUGUAUAACUUAUAUAAGUUAUAAACUUUAUAUAUAUAUAUAUAUA
Puntigrus tetrazona (Sumatra barb) is the source of this 4540-nucleotide messenger RNA. It is a transcript of the gene crebrf, whose product is annotated as creb3 regulatory factor. The coding region runs from base 235 to 2358 and encodes 707 amino acids. Lineage: Eukaryota; Metazoa; Chordata; Actinopteri; Cypriniformes; Cyprinidae. Gene Ontology annotation, biological process: regulation of transcription by RNA polymerase II; response to unfolded protein. Gene Ontology annotation, cellular component: nucleus. Gene Ontology annotation, molecular function: RNA polymerase II transcription regulatory region sequence-specific DNA binding; DNA-binding transcription factor activity, RNA polymerase II-specific. The transcript is spliced from 9 exons. The record is from RefSeq and is a predicted model, not a curated record.